This is a messenger RNA of Rotaria sordida, 762 nucleotides long. The record is from the annotation of a GenBank genome assembly. Lineage: Eukaryota; Metazoa; Rotifera; Eurotatoria; Philodinida; Philodinidae.
AUGAACGCAACACAUAAUGAUAAUCAAGGUUCUGAUUCCGAUAGUGAAUAUGAUUUUGUUGGUACUGAAUCAGUCGAUACAUCUAAUAAUGAACAUAUAUCAGAAGAAUCUGAUUUAUCAAAUUUUGAUAUUGAACAAGGUGAUGUUGUUACAACUAGCCAACCAGAAACAUUACAAAAGGAUGGUAUCAUACGCCAAAGUCGUCCAUUAUAUUGUGCCGCGGUGUCUCUUCAACGUUUCAAGCAUCUUUUUCAAUUUAUUCGUUUUGAUGAUCGAGAAACUCGUGAUAAAUCUGAUCGUCUUGGUCUCAUUAGAUAUAUAUUUGAGCUUUUUGUCAAACAACUUCCUAAACAUUUUGUACCCUGUGAAAAUUUAACUGUUGAUGAGCAAUUAGUGCCCUUACGAGGUCGCUGUUGUCUUGUACAAUAUAUACCAAACAAGCCGGCUAAAUACGGACUCAAAUUUUGGGUUUUGUCUGAUGUAGAUGGUCGAUAUGUAUUAUCAAUUGAUCUAUUUAUCGGAAAAAAGGGCAACCAAAUUCAGAAGAAUGUUGCAGCUAAUGUUGUUCUUAACUUAGUUGAUCAUUUGCCGAACAACGUCAAACAAGGUCGAUGCAUUAUAUUUGAUCGUUAUUUUACAGACAUCAAAUUAUCUGAAGCUUUUUUAGAUCGAAAAAUGACGUCUAUUGAAGUUGUCGAACAGAGACGCUCGUUUUUACCUGAUGAAUUAAAAGUAUGUCGUCAAAAUUUAUUUUCAUCGUGA